This is a messenger RNA of Saimiri boliviensis boliviensis (Bolivian squirrel monkey), 394 nucleotides long. It is a transcript of the gene CCL1, whose product is annotated as C-C motif chemokine ligand 1. Gene Ontology annotation, cellular component: extracellular region. NCBI's taxonomy places the organism in Eukaryota, Metazoa, Chordata, Mammalia, Primates, Cebidae. The record is from RefSeq and is a predicted model, not a curated record. Gene Ontology annotation, biological process: inflammatory response; eosinophil chemotaxis; chemokine-mediated signaling pathway. Gene Ontology annotation, molecular function: chemokine activity; CCR chemokine receptor binding.
GAGCUUGCAGCUUCACCAGACUCAUCGAGGCUGCUCCAGGAAGGCCCAAGCCAGACCACCAGGCAUGCAGAUCAUCACCAUGGCCCUGGUGUGCUUGCUGCUAGCUGGGAUGUGGCCACAAGAUGUGGACAGCCAGAGCAUGCAUGUGUCCUUCUCCAGAUGUUGCUUCUCAUUUGUGAGGAAAAAGAUUUCCCUGGGGGCAAUCCAGUGUUACAGAAACACCAGCUCCAGCUGCCCGCAUCGUGGUUUCAUAUUCAAGCUGAAGAGAGGCAAGGAAGCCUGUGCCUUGAAGACAGACAAAUGGGCUCAGAAGUACGGAGAAAAGCUGAGCUACUGCCCGCCAGAAAGAAAAUGAGCAGAUUUCUUUCCAUCAUGGGCUCUGGAAAUCAUGUGG